Pyricularia grisea is the source of this 282-nucleotide messenger RNA. RefSeq lists its product as uncharacterized. The transcript has 2 exons. Lineage: Eukaryota; Fungi; Ascomycota; Sordariomycetes; Magnaporthales; Pyriculariaceae. The coding region runs from base 1 to 282 and encodes 93 amino acids. The record is from RefSeq and is a predicted model, not a curated record.
AUGUCAUCAGACAUCAUCAGCACUGCGGCAGGCAGAAACCAACCAGUCAUCGUGGUACGAGCAUGGACAGUGAGGCCUCAUUUGGACCAAACAUCCAUGAGACCUCGUCUACCCAACUACUGCAAUCGCUGCAUUCGUCGCCAAAUAGCAGACCAACCGGGCGAGAAACCGCCUGGUCAGGCUGAUCAAUGGCAGCAGGGCGCGACAAUUAUUCGACGGGUUCGGCAACGCCGCCCAGCGCGUGAGGCCAUCGUACCAUCCACUGUGGUGGUACAAACUUGA